AUGGUAGAUAUUAGUACACCUCCAUUCUUAGAACUACUACAUAUUAUAUCAGGACAAGAUCGUUAUGACUAUUACACCGAGAUGCAUCAUUGUCGAGCUAUUAUUCACCAUGCAAAUCACUUGGAUCGGUUUGUAGGACCACCUCGAUCCAACAUGAUUGUCCAAUUAGGAGGAUCGCAUGUGGAAGAUAUGGCUACAGCAACCAAGAUCCUUCAAGAUCAAGGUUAUGCAGAGGUCAAUAUCAACAAUGGUUGCCCUAGCCCUAAUGUACAACAUGGUAGUUUUGGUGCUGUCUUGAUGAAGACACCUCAGACUGUAGCUGAUAUAUUGACUGCCAUGGACAAGAUGGGCGUAACCAUGCCUGUCACUGUCAAGUGUAGAAUAGGAGUAGAUCAUCAAGACACCAUGGAGUUCUUGCAUGACUAUGUCCAUACUCUAUUGACAAAGACAUCAAAACCACCUCCUCAUUUGAUUGUUCAUGCAAGGAAAUGUAUUUUGAAAGGACUUUCACCUAAACAGAACAGAAGUAUACCACCACUCAAUUACGAAAGAGUGUAUCAGUUAGUAGAGACAUUCCCUGACUUGGUUGUCUCUAUCAAUGGUGGAUUCAAUACAGUAGAAAGUAUUCAAAAAGCAUUAGACAAAGUAGACGGCUGUAUGAUUGGACGCAAAGUCAUGGAUGAACCCUUGUUUUUACAACAAUUAGAUUGUGCUCUUUAUGACCAAACACCCAAAUCUGUUGAUCAGAUUGUUCAAGAUUACUUGGAUUAUGCAGAUAGACUAUACGCUACAAAGCCAAAUGACGACUACCAUCCUCCUCCUCCUACACUCAUGAUUCGACCUUUAAUGGGCUUAUACAAAGGUCGAGUGGGUCGAAACUUUCGUCGGGAAAUCCAGCAUACAUUAAAAGCAGAUACUCCUUUACAUCUUUUUCAUGCUAUUGUCAUGCGUGCAAUUCAUGAAAGCAAUAGUAUGUUAUAA
This is a messenger RNA of Gilbertella persicaria, 981 nucleotides long. Its product is annotated as dihydrouridine synthase-domain-containing protein. The transcript has 3 exons. NCBI's taxonomy places the organism in Eukaryota, Fungi, Mucoromycota, Mucoromycetes, Mucorales, Choanephoraceae. Bases 1 to 981 code for a protein of 326 amino acids. Gene Ontology annotation, molecular function: tRNA dihydrouridine synthase activity; flavin adenine dinucleotide binding. Gene Ontology annotation, biological process: tRNA dihydrouridine synthesis. The record is from RefSeq and is a predicted model, not a curated record.